Messenger RNA from Bombus pascuorum, 5105 nucleotides. It is a transcript of the gene Atg12, whose product is annotated as autophagy protein 12-like. Bases 474 to 896 code for a protein of 140 amino acids. Gene Ontology annotation, biological process: autophagy of mitochondrion; autophagosome assembly; C-terminal protein lipidation. NCBI's taxonomy places the organism in Eukaryota, Metazoa, Arthropoda, Insecta, Hymenoptera, Apidae. Gene Ontology annotation, cellular component: phagophore assembly site membrane; cytoplasm; Atg12-Atg5-Atg16 complex. The record is from RefSeq and is a predicted model, not a curated record. The transcript has 3 exons.
AGAUUCAAAUUUCCCUAGGUGUAGUACAAAUAUGACAACAUUCAAUUUUUAAUACCAGCAUAUUAGCAAAUAUUAGUGUUCUAAUUUGCUGAAAUUAUUAAGAAAAGACAAUACUAAGAAACGAUACGUUUGCCUUAAUAUAUUUAUCUUAUACACAUAUUUAUUUUGAUAAAGAAUUAAUAUAUCAUGGAUCUGAAUCCCUGUGUGACAUACCAAAGUGAAUAUUUAUAAAAUCCAAUAAAAAUUAUUAAGUUUGUGAAACAUGUUUUGCACAUGAAAAUUAUUCAUUUCGCUAAAAUAAUUUAAGAUAACAUUAAGACAUUUACUUUUUACUCAAUUGAAGAUUGCUUUUAUAUAAUUUAUCUUUUAUGGCAAUUUUAUACUUUAUUUCAAUCUUGCAUAGUUUGGUUAAGUUCCAAUGACAUAAUCUUUCUUUCUUGACAAACGUUUAAAAUUGUAAUCGAACAUACACAAUGUCCGAAAAAGAAGGAAAUGAUGUAACUAUAACUGAAAAAUCUGAGGAAAUGGGAGAAAAUUUAACAAACGAAGAUGCACCUGCUAGUCUUGAAACAAUACCUUCAGAAACACCAUUAGUGCGAAAUGGAGUUCAAGUUGCUUCAAAGGAUAGAGCAAAAAUUGAUAUUUUGUUGAAAGCAACUGGAAACGCACCGAUAAUGAAACAAAAGAAAUGGUCUGUCAGUCAAGAUUAUUGCAUUGGUCGGAUUUCUGAUUUUAUCAGAAGAUACCUUAAAUUAGAUUCUAAUGAAAAACUGUUUCUUUAUGUAAAUCAAACAUUUGCACCUGCACCAGAUCAGAUAGUAAAAAACUUGUAUGAUUGUUAUGGUGCAGAUGGAAAAUUAAUACUUCACUAUUGUAAAAGCCAAGCUUGGGGUUAAGUGUUGCUUCGAAAUAUAAUAAUUUUAUGAAUUAUCACAUAAAUAUAUUACAAACAUUUUAAUACUUUCAUCAUCAUUUACUUUCUUAGGUAUUAGAUAUAAAUUCUAUUCAAUAAGUAUUCAAUGAGUAUUUCAAAUUUAAUUAUGGAUAAUAUAACAGAUUUCAUGGAAUGUCAGAAAAUAAGGUGAAGAUACCAUAAAAUACUUAUUGUAACUAUUACUAUAAUUAUAGAAAAUGAUCUAUAUUUGUUAUUUGCUUCCUAAUCCUUUUUGUUUCCUCUUUCUUGUUGAAAAAUAAUUAUGCAAGAAAGAAGUAAAUAUGUUAAAUAAGAAAUAGAUGAUUUAUUCUUAAAGAAGAACAUUUAUAAAAAAAAUUGUUCUUUCUCUCUAUCACCAUUUGUAUGCAUACAUAACAUCAUUGAAUCGUUUUGUACCGACAGGUUUUAUGUGAAAUACAAUGCGUUUAUGGUAGUGUUGAACAAUUCAAUGAUAUUGUUCACACAAAGAAGUGAAAUAUCUUGCUUUAAAAAUAAGAUGUGAAUGUUUCUAUGUGGAAUCAUAGUCAUCGAAUUUAUCGACAAUUAAUUUUGAUUUAUUAUGAGAUAUUCGAGUAAUUGGUGAAUGUGUAUUGUAGUUUAUGUAGUGUAUUAUUUACAAUUUGGUUUACACACGUCAUCCGUUUUCGAUGGGCAAGGUACUGAUGUUGGUUCUAGCGUGUGUUUGGUAUCAUCUUUAAUCAGUGCAAUCGAUGUUUCCGAAAAGGGGUAUUCCCAAAGCAUUAUAGCACCGUCUGCACUUGCCGUAACAAUAAAUUUAUUGUCUGGAGCAAAGACACAACGAGUAACGGCAGCAGCGUGUGCAAGUCCCAAACGAAUAGUACUAGCGGUACGAUAUUCCCAUAGUUUUACAAUAGAAUCUUCUGAUCCAGUGAGAAAAUAUUGCCCAUCAUGACUAAUACUUAUAGUAUUUAAGGUCCCAGCCAUCGAACCUUCAAUUUCCCGAACCAAUGAACCAUCCAAUGUUUCCCAAUAAGCUAUUUUGCGAUCUGUACCACAUGUUAAAAUUUGAACGCCGGUAGGAACAAAACAUGUUGCCAUAUACAUUGUGCUUCCGCUUAGCAUGAACUUCCUCGUGAAAUUUCUAAAGAAAAAAAUGAAUAAAAUCGCGUAUUGUAUAAUAGAUAUAAGAGUUAUCAUAGUGUUGAAUUCUUUAUUAAUGUUGAAGUCUUUUGUGUACAGGGUGUAUAAAAAGUGUAAAAUAUAUUGUAGUGUAACUUUGAACUUCAAGAUCGGCGAAGAUUUGCAAAAAGUUCGUGUAAAAUUGACCUUAAGCAUGAUUUUUAAGGUCAACAUUUUUUUAGUUACAUGGUACUCUACCUCACUAUAGCUGACCGGUAUACCAAUUUUUAAACGAAAUGUUUUAAACAAGACGGAUAGGACAUAGACCUGCUUUUCACAUAUGGCCUCCUUGUUCAUAAGAUUUGACGGCAACGGAUCUUUUUCUUUUAACGGAUUACGUCCGUUAAACAGCUACAACAUCCGAUUGAAUGUGGUUUUUGCCAUGCAGAAUCAAUACAUAAUCUUGGGGAAGAAUUGACGGAGAUAUAGAAAUGCAAAUUCGGGGCUAUUUAAAUAGACAGUAAGAGAAAAAGAAAUAAAGAAAGAUAUAAAAUAUGUAAUGGUGAAUCUAGAGCAUCUAUGUGUAACAAUAGGUGCUACUUUUUGGUGGUAUAUCACUGUAGUAUGUAAGCACAUUGUGUAUAAAGCUGAUUUAAGAAUUAUUAAAACUUUAACAUUUUUUUCCGGGAGAAGAAGUCAUUUGCGACUCAUGGUUCCUUUGAAACUUUUAUUGUUCGCGAUGAAUAGAAUGUGCUACAAUAAAAAAGGCUUUCACCUUGACAAUCAUACUCAGUCAAUUUUGCAUGAACCCUUUUUUUACAGAUCUAUACCGAUCCAGAGGCGUACAAUCACGCUACGGUGAUUUUUACACUUACUUUUUAUACACUCUGUACAUUAGUUUACAAUCUUUUGAUUAAAUUGUACCAAGUAUCCAAAUACUUAUGAAUAACAGUUUAGGUUUAUAAUUUUUAUGUUUGCCGGAUUAUUACCUUAUAUCCCAUAAUAUACAUGUACCAUCUGUGCUAGAACUGAUCAAACUCUUGUUAUCAGGUGAAACAUGUAAUGACGUUAUUGGACCUCUGUGUUCUUUUAGGACUUGCAAUAAAUGUCGUAAUUCAGAUUUUGCAUUCCAUAUUCGCACCUAAACGAAGGUGUACGUUUCAAUAAAUCGAAAUUGAAACAUUGCUCUAACAAAGAACAACAAUGAGCAUUCUAAUUCGAAAAUUUAAGGAGGUAUAAAGUUCGUAUACCUGUCCAUCACAACCACCGCUAAUCAGUUUAUCGUCAUCUUUGGUAAUAGUGAUUGUUGACACAGAUUUUGUGUGAGCGCAAUUAAUUUCGAAUAGUAGUUUUCCGCCAUUCAAAGCAAAUCCUCUUAUCGUACCAUCGUUCCAAGCUUCCUCCAAUAGAUUAACGCAAAUUAAAUUAAGCAUGAUAUGUGGCAACGUACAGUAAUGAACAAAAAUAUUGGCAGAGAUCGAAUUUUCCUGUGAAAUUUUAUGAAAUCUGAAUUUUAAUUACCUACUGUAUAAUCGAUAUAACAGUCGUUCUAGAACUGUUUAAGAAAUAAAUAACAAUAUUUUGCAAAUAAAUAAAAGGCGAUAUAACGAAUCGUAACCGAAACAGAAAUUUUAAUUCCUUAUAAGAAUUAUGCUAUUUCUCAUAUUUUAUAAAAAAGUUGAGUAAAGAAUCGUAUUUUGUACAAAUUCACUUAGAAGUUCACGAAAUGAGUUUGGCUGCGUCAAUACUUUUGUUCGUCACUGUAUGCUAUUAACUUACCCGAUAUUAUAGAACCACCAUUACUAUUGAAACAUAUACUGGAACAAGUAAGAUUUGACACGGUGAUUCGGAGUAAUUCUUUUUGGGUGGCCAACUUCCAUAUUCGUAUAUCAUUUUUACUAGCGGUUGCAAAUAUCUCUGAACUAUUGCUACAAAAAUAAUAGGAUUUUUAUGCACUUUGUUUCCCCUUUGUAUCUUUUAUAAAAUACAGACGAGAUGAUUUAAAACCAAAGAGAUGGUUCACUAUGGUAUUAAAAAAUAAGGUCCAAAUAAUGUAAAUAAUCCCAAGUUGUAUAAAAGUAUCAUUUAGAGGCUAUAAAAAUUAACUGCUGAGGGAACUAUACAGGUAAAUUGAAGGCAAAUGGUGCAAGCGAUUUUUUCUCAUAUAACUGUAAUAUAAAUUCAAUCUACUAUUAGUGAGAAGACACUGUUGUUGUGUGUGCAUUAUUAGACUUUAUUUUUAGCUUGUAAAAUGUUAUAGAUUGGUUAUCUUCUGCUGUAAUGGAUCAUUGUCAAGUAUGACAGGUUGUAAAGAUAAGCCUAAUGCAAAUCUAAAACUAUCUCAGUUAUUUAUAUCUGCAAUAAACACAUUUUCUAGCAUUAGCGCGUUUUUAGAAUAUGUUGCUUCGCAUUUUACGUCACUUUUCUCGCAGAACGUUGCUUAUGAAAAAAAUGUUGAUGCUAAAAUGACGCAAGUUGUUUCUCCAAAUCUCGAUACUCAAAUUAAAAGAUGAAACUCAUUAAAAAUUUGUGUAUAUGUCAAACAAAGAAUAUGAUUUAAUUUUCAUAUACACCUCACCUGCAACUUUUUGAUAUUUCUGAAUUUUAAAUAUAAUUUGCUCGACAUAAGAAAAGUAUCAGUUACAUCUCUGCGGUUUUAAGUACCUCAAAUAAAAGUAGCUUGUUAAAUGUAGAAACAAAUGAUUUACCUUGGAAAUGCUAAAUCAUAUAUUGAACUAGUGUGACAAGUGACGAUUAAACGCAUCUGAAAGCUUGAUAAUUCGAUCUCAUAAAUCUCACAUAAGGCGGUUCCUACUAAUACCAAAUUGUUUUGAUAGCGAAUCAUGGACGUUACCAUGGCACACACAUUCGUUGUGCGAUACUAUGCAACAAAGAAAAUUAUUUUUUUAAAUAUUGUUAUUUGUUGUGCUUUGUUGUGGUUUCUUGAUGCAGAGAAUUCAUAUUAGAUAUUGCGUAUGACGUAGACACAAUGGUAAUGAAUACAUUAAGAAUGUGAACAUAAUAUACAUGCAGCAACGGAUGUGGAAUGAUUGAAAGCAAUGUAACCAAUAAAUAGAAUUUAAAUAUUGAA